Messenger RNA from Notothenia coriiceps (black rockcod), 3545 nucleotides. RefSeq names its product sodium/potassium-transporting ATPase subunit alpha-3. Gene Ontology annotation, molecular function: ATP binding; P-type sodium:potassium-exchanging transporter activity; ATP hydrolysis activity. The record is from RefSeq and is a predicted model, not a curated record. The transcript has 15 exons. NCBI's taxonomy places the organism in Eukaryota, Metazoa, Chordata, Actinopteri, Perciformes, Nototheniidae. Gene Ontology annotation, biological process: potassium ion import across plasma membrane; proton transmembrane transport; intracellular potassium ion homeostasis. Bases 325 to 2346 code for a protein of 673 amino acids. Gene Ontology annotation, cellular component: plasma membrane.
UAGGCUAAUGACAGCUUCAUAGACUGAAUUCGGCCUCCUCUGCUUUGCUAGUUCUGUUUGGCCCCGGUGUCUUGCCGUACUUGGCAUGAUGACAUAAUGCACCGCCGCUCUGCAUCACGGCUUCACUCAUUCGUGCCUUGUUUUUCUAUUGCAUCGCUGUUUGGGCUGUUUUUGUAUUAUUUGGUAAAGGAUGUUUUGGUUUUUAGUGCAUUUUGCUGUAGAACAUGGCUAAGAGCAGGCUGAACAUCUUCAGGUUUCAGGGGCGGUUUAAUUCAUGGCUGUGGUUAUUUGUUCCAGGUGUGCCUGACGCUGACCGCUAAGCGUAUGGCUCGUAAGAACUGCCUGGUGAAGAACCUGGAGGCUGUGGAGACUCUGGGCUCCACCUCUACCAUCUGCUCCGACAAGACAGGCACCCUGACUCAGAACAGGAUGACGGUGGCCCACAUGUGGUUCGACAACACCAUCCACGAGGCUGACACCACCGAGGACCAAUCUGGCUCCUCCUUCGACAAAAGCUCCGCAACAUGGGUGUCUUUGGCCCGCAUAGCCGCUCUGUGCAACCGUGCUGUGUUCAAGGCUGCCCAGGACACUCUACCCAUCCUGAAGCGCGGUGUAGCCGGCGACGCCUCCGAGUCCGCCCUGCUGAAGUGUAUCGAGCUGUCCUGCGGCUCCGUCAAGGCCAUGAGGGAGAAGAACAAGAAGGUGGCCGAGAUCCCCUUCAACUCCACCAACAAGUACCAGCUCUCAAUUCAUGAAACUGAAGAGGGAAACGAAAACAGCUACCUGUUGGUGAUGAAGGGAGCACCAGAGAGGAUACUCGACCGCAGCUCCCACAUCAUGGUGCAGGGCAAGGAGCAGCCAAUGGACGAGGAGAUGAAGGAGGCUUUCCAGAACGCCUACCAAGAACUGGGAGGACUGGGAGAGAGAGUAUUGGGAUUCUGCCACGUGUUCCUGCCAGAGGACAAGUAUCCAAAAGGUUUUGCCUUUGACACGGAUGAAGUCAACUUCGAGACGGACAACCUUUGCUUCGUGGGCCUCAUGUCCAUGAUCGACCCUCCCCGUGCAGCCGUGCCUGACGCCGUGGGCAAAUGCCGCUCGGCUGGCAUCAAGGUUAUCAUGGUGACUGGUGACCACCCAAUCACCGCUAAGGCCAUUGCUAAGGGUGUGGGCAUCAUCUCGGAGGGCAACGAGACAGUGGAAGACAUUGCAGCACGCCUCAACAUCCCUGUCAGCCAGGUCAACCCACGAGAUGCGAAGGCCUGUGUGAUCCACGGCACAGAUCUGAAAGACCUCAGUCAGGACCAGAUGGACGACAUUUUGAGGAACCACACAGAGAUCGUGUUUGCCAGAACCUCCCCACAGCAGAAACUCAUCAUUGUAGAAGGCUGCCAGAGACUGGGUGCUAUCGUGGCUGUGACAGGUGAUGGUGUGAACGAUUCCCCUGCCCUGAAGAAGGCUGACAUCGGGGUUGCCAUGGGAAUCUCCGGCUCGGACGUGUCCAAACAGGCAGCCGACAUGAUCCUGCUGGACGACAACUUCGCCUCCAUCGUCACUGGAGUGGAAGAAGGUCGUCUGAUCUUUGACAACCUGAAGAAGUCCAUCGCGUACACUCUGACCAGCAACAUCCCAGAGAUCACCCCCUUCCUCUUCUUCAUCUUGUUCAACAUCCCCCUGCCUCUGGGCACCAUCACCAUCCUCUGCAUUGACCUGGGUACUGACAUGGUACCAGCCAUCUCUCUGGCCUAUGAAGCAGCAGAGAGUGACAUCAUGAAGCGCCAGCCCAGAAACCCACUGAGGGACAAACUGGUCAACGAGAGACUCAUCAGCAUCGCCUACGGACAGAUCGGUAUGAUCCAAGCUCUUGGCGGCUUCUUCGCAUAUUUUGUCGUCUUGGCAGAAAAUGGUUUCCGGCCGUAUGAUCUUGUCGGCAUCCGGCUCAACUGGGACGAUCGCUCCAACAACGACCUGGAGGACAGCUAUGGGCAGCAAUGGACCUAUGAGCAGCGUAAGAUAGUGGAGUUCACUUGCCACACAGCCUUUUUCGUCAGUAUCGUGGUGGUGCAGUGGGCGGACGUCAUCAUCUGCAAGACCAGGCGUAACUCUGUGUUCCAGCAGGGCAUGAGGAACAAGAUUUUGAUCUUCGGCCUGUUUGAGGAAACGGCCCUGGCUGCUCUCCUGUCUUACUGCCCAGGCAUGGACGUGGCACUACGGAUGUACCCGCUCAAGCCCAGCUGGUGGUUCUGUGCGUUCCCGUACAGUUUCCUCAUCUUUGUUUACGAUGAGAUCCGAAAACUCAUCCUUCGCCGAAACCCAGGAGGCUGGGUGGAAAGAGAAACAUACUACUAAAUUAUCAAAACAUCAUUUACUUCUCAGCCGUUCUCCAACCCUUCUUCUCGUUCUCCCUCUCUUUCCUCCGUCCCUCCUUCCCUCCCCUCUCAACAAUUGUUCAAGAAAAUAACCUCUCCUCCUCCUCCUCCUCCUCGUCCUCCUCCUCCUCUCCAUCCCUUAAAGUUAGAACAAAACAUUGCGCGGACUAACAACAGAGGAGGAGAGGGUUAGGGUCUGUCCCUGUCCUCUCUGUCCCUCUGUCCUCCUGUGUUAUCCAAAGUCUAAACAGCAUAUGUCUGCCAGUAGCACUGAUGAGCCAAUCGUAUAAGUGCAUUGUGAGCCGCGGCCCCUCUGCAUACAUGUCCUCAAACUGAAUAAAGAAUAUGAGACAAGUACAAAAACGAUUCCUAAGUGGGGAUUAGAGCAGGUGGGUGGUGUCUCUUUAGUUUUCCUGCCAGAGAGAAGCCAUCCAGAUGCCGCUCCUAAAUCUCUGCCAUUUCCUGCCAUCCUCCAUCCCUUCCUCUCCUCUCUUUCUCUUCAUACGUACACACUGCCAAGCUACUACUGCCGUCAUCCCUCCUCCUCCUCCUGCCCAUCAAUAAAGAAUCAAUCUCACCAUAAAACUUCACUCACGACCCUCAACAAGGUGGAAAAAAGGUCACUUCCUCUGCCCCAUUCCCUGUCUCCCUUCCUCUCCCCCAUGUGUUAUUUGUUGUUGUUUUCUAUUAGACGACUGGGUGUUUUUUAAGAAAUUGUUCGUUUAAGUUUUUUUUUUAAGUUUGGAGUGGGUCUGGAGAGCUGCUCGUUUUCAUUCAGACAUGACAAAGCACACUGUCUCUUUCUCUCUUCUUUCUCUCUCACACCCUGACUGCCCCUCCCUCCUCACCCUGCCUGUUUAUCUGUCCCUGUCUGUCUGUUGGUGAACACCGUGCAAACCCUCCGUCCUUGUGAACCUCCACCCACUUUGAAUACCUGCCUCCUCUUAUUCUCCCACCCUUACUCCCCCCACUCUUUCCUCAAACCCCUCCCCCCCUCCAACCUCAUCCCUGUUUAAAAAUUACAAUCUUAAUGUGUCCUCGAAAAAAGAGAAAUCGCUCUGAUUUCAUUAUUUAAAUCAGUGGAAAUAUGGAAUAAGGCACUGUACCUUAAAGGUGGGGUAGGUAAGUUUGAGAAACCGGCUCGAGAUACACUUUUUGUUAUAUUCCAUGAAAUGCUCU